CUACUACAGACCCCCGGCAUCCCGCGAUCAGACCGAAGGCGAAUGCUUAACGCCCAGAGUCACGAGAAGAAGGCCACGCCCCUGAGAGAGAGUAUUUAUUUACGGGUGAAAUAAUGUACCAAAGAACUACUUGCCGACCCAGAUGUUGACGUGACCAUUGCCGACCACAAGGGUGACACGCCAAUGUCAGUGAGCGCAGCUGUAGGCGAUUUCCCGACGCUCUUGCAGUUAUUUCAGAUGCCCAUUUAUAGCAUCACCGAUCUGCUCGAGUCCUCGCCCCGCUUAGCGACGCCCCGCGAACUCAAGCGAGUGGAAAAGGUCCUACUGGAUGAAUUCACUCGUCUCGAACCAUGGGAGUCAAACCUCCCCUGCGUCAUGCAAUGGGUGGUAGUGAACGGCAGUCUGCCCUUGGCACAGAAGUGCCUGGACACUCUGCCAAGCCUCAUUGACUAUUCAGGUCCCAUGCGAGCAACAUGGCUACAUAUCGCGUCGCGGUUUGAUUACGGCGAGUUGGCUAGAAAGUUGAUCACGUAUGGUGUCGAUGUCUACGCCAUCACAGAGCGUGGCAUGACUGCCCUUCAUCUGGCUUGUGUUGGAGGGCAUAGCGUCACGGUGAAAUAUCUCCUGGAGCACCUCACAAGCCAGGCGGGGAAGCAGGCGCCUGGGCCGGGGGCUGCAACCCCGCGCGAAUGCGAUGCAACGAGAUUGAUCAAGUUCAUCAUCGCAGAUAAUGAGCUUGGAGAGUCCGCAAUCAGUCUAUCUGCGAAGGCCAAGGGUAGAGGUACCAGUGACAUACUGUGGGCGGAAAUCGAAGCCUUUGCAAGCAACAAGGAGAACUUGAAGCGCUUCUCUCACGCCGAUCUCGAGCGACUGAUGGAGCUUGCAGCCCAAUUUGAGGAGCCUGGUAGUGAACGGAUACUCAGGGUCCUAUUACAUCUUUUACAUCCGAAGGCCGUCGAGAAAGAAACCGAAGUUGACACUUCGAGCUGGACAACUCUGCACUGGGCUGUGCAGAGUGCCAGGCCGGAACUGGUCUGGUUGCUGCUUUCGAACGGAGCACACUUGAAGAAGAAAGAGAUUAGUCAAGCUGUGCAGAUACUGGAAAGCAGGACCCAUAAUGGUUCUCAGUCCGAGGCUGAUUCGGUCAUUUCUCAUCUCCUCAGGAGCCCGCCGCGGGUUAGCGCUCACGCGGCCAUUGAGGACGACUUUCACCAGCCUGAGAAACCGAUCCCUAGAGCUGAGAGCAAGCAUUUCAUUGAAAACAAUACUGGAAUCAUCGUGGAUUUCAUGGAUGAAGCGGGAUUUGUGAUGAAACGGCGAACCAUGGGUGAGAUUAUCUACGACAAAGGGCCUGAACUUAUCCUGUCGCAUGUUGACAAGCAUGACUUUUCGAGCUUGACCCAAUUGAAGCAAUACCUGAAAGACCCGACCCAACGAUCGAGCUCGAUUGACCUGGAGUCACCCAAUGAAUUGGGAUUCAGAUCUGCCAAGACAAAAGCGACUAUAGACCAGAAAACUGUUGCUGAUCGACCGGCAAUGUCAAGGCGAGAACAGCAACUGGAGAGGAAUGAGAGCACUACUCCUAGACAACAUCUGACCGAGAAAGAGUCAAGGGAUUUCCGAUGGAUUCACACUCCCGUCCACAAUAUGCGACUGGCCGAGGACCUUAUCACGCGGAUUGGGGUCGAUUCUCGCAAGACAAAAGAGGAGCACGAGUACUUGAUGAAACUCUUAAGGCUAGGCUUGGUUGAAAGCCCUGCAGGGGGUGGGAAACGAUACAUAAGGCCACAAUUACUGGUCACUGCUCCCAUGAACAAAACUGGAAGGACAACCCCAGGAGAAACUUCGAAUAUGACGGUUCCUGCCGGCGAGGAUGAAGAAUCCCUGGCAGCAGCGCUUUAUAUGCCGUUUCUAACGGUUUCCGAGAUUGGAGGGAUGGGUUCGAAGUCGGAUGGAAUCGAAGUUUCAUCUAAAGCAGCAACAUCGACCACAGAAUCAAAAGAGAACCGACUCGCGUUGAAUGUCCAUGAGCGUAUGACUCUCGAUCAAUAUUACUACAGCAUUGUGGCGGAUACCACCGUCCGAGACCGCGAACAGGUCCUUUCUCGAUACCUGGAAUGGCGAGAUAGUGGAGAUUAUCUCAUGACCCAUUCUCGCAAAGGAGAAAAGGAAGUCGGGACUUCUAGCGAACUAUCUCGGAAAGUUUCAGUGUUCUCAGUUGAUCAGCUAUGGCUAUGGAUUGUUGAUGACGCGACCAUCGUGACUGCCAGCACAUGUGACUUUCAGUCCUUUGUCGAUCUCGUUUUGGAAGACCUGGUGUUCAGUGAGUCGCGAGGCAGGCAUCCUAGCCCGAGGACAGCUCCUGAAAUGAUGGAAACUAUUUUGAGAGUCAUCACGGGUCCGCAGAUGCACAGCGUCAGCGUCGAAGGCAACCACAACCUGAAGCAGCCCCUGGAGAUCUUUCGGGAUACUAUUCGACUCGUGGCCGAAGAGGAAACUAAAAUGACGAGAGCUUUCAUUGAAGAGGUUGUCGGGGCAUCAACUGGCGCUGAUCCCCUACCUAGGCGGGACUUGGGCUUGGAGUUCCAACUCCUGUACGAGAUCAAGGACAUUUAGAAUGAGUUGGACAUCCUUCUUGCACUGACCAAAGCACAAGAGUCGGUGUGCUCUUCAAGCUACCUUGCCGCACUGGAGAAUCUCGCACCCUCCAGGCGCGCUCUGCGCACAGAGAUACAGGCCGUGCAGCGAGAGGCUCAAAGCACACGAGAAUCAAUAAACACACUCCUGGAUAUCCGACAGAAACACACCGG
This is a messenger RNA of Aspergillus uvarum CBS 121591, 2810 nucleotides long. RefSeq names its product ankyrin repeat domain-containing protein. Gene Ontology annotation, molecular function: protein binding. The coding region runs from base 184 to 2616 and encodes 810 amino acids. NCBI's taxonomy places the organism in Eukaryota, Fungi, Ascomycota, Eurotiomycetes, Eurotiales, Aspergillaceae. The transcript is spliced from 8 exons. The record is from RefSeq and is a predicted model, not a curated record.